Messenger RNA from Lates calcarifer (barramundi perch), 1776 nucleotides. RefSeq lists its product as uncharacterized. The transcript is spliced from 12 exons. Gene Ontology annotation, molecular function: double-stranded RNA binding; single-stranded RNA binding. Bases 148 to 1422 code for a protein of 424 amino acids. The record is from RefSeq and is a predicted model, not a curated record. Lineage: Eukaryota; Metazoa; Chordata; Actinopteri; Centropomidae. Gene Ontology annotation, cellular component: precatalytic spliceosome.
GCAAAAGCACAGCUCUCUACUCUCUCCGAAGUAGCUUCGCAUGGGUUCACAGCGUUGUGCUCUUACACCGAAGGUAAUACAUCUCGACCUUGUGCUUCGAGGUGCUCACAGUUUUAACUGAUAUACCCCGGUGGAGAAUCUGAGGUGAUGGAGGCUCAGGCUCCGGUGAACCAGCCUCCACCAAAAAAUGGGCCGCAACAGACUCAGAGGAGAAAUGCCAGGAAAAAGCAGCCGCAGCAUUCUGCUGAAAUAGUGUUCACGAAAGGAGCAUCUAUCCAGACUGUGCCCUCUCUCAGCAAACAGUUGCAGGGGGUCACAGAGUGUGUCAUUGGUCUUCAGUAUGUGUGGGAGUACCGCAGCCCCAGUAAAUCUGUCCCACCGCACUACCAGUGUAAACUCUGUGCCGUGUACCGCCUGCAGCAUGAUAUGGUUGCCCACGUGAAAGGUUGGAAACACAGCUUUAGAUACUUGAAAAAGGUCCACCCUAGCAAGAUCACCUAUGAAGAGGAAGAGGCUGUCAAAGACCCUGCUGUAAGGAAGGCCAUUAAAGAAAUUGCUGGUGGGGUGGAGAAAACAGAGGGGAGAGGACAAAUCAAGGUGAUCCUGAAGGAGCCAUGUGAAGUACCUGCUUUCCAAGGACUCCGUUCUGCUGUUCCUAAACUUAUGCCCCCUCCACCUCCAGGGAUGGGACUAAAGGGACCACCGUUUGGUCCCAGGUUUUCUGACCUGAGGUUUCCAGGGGAGUUUCCUCCUCAGGGUGGUCCUCUCCUUGACCGCCCAAUGGGAGAGUAUGGGGAGCCUGGUUUUGGAGGGUACCCAACCAGGCAAGAUUUCCCUGACCCUGGUACGGAUUGGAGACCGUUCCCAGAUGGUAUGGACCAUCACCCACCUAGGAGUGGAGAUGGUUUCAGACCAAGUGGUGGAGGAGAUGGCUAUGGAAGGAGUGGACUGCUGGAAGAGAGCUCAGGCAGGAUGUAUCCUGACGAGUACAGAGGUGGUCAAAUGGGGGGUAGCUUACUGGACCGACCAGUGGACCGACCAAUGGACAGACCAAUGGACCGACCAAUGGACCGACCAAUGGACCGACCAAUGGACCGACCAAUGGACAGGCCUGGCUUAAUGGGAGCAGCUCCAGAAAGUAGCAACCUUUCUAACACACUGCUCACUUACCUCGAUACCUUCCGGAUAGAGAAUGAAAGUGACGCACAGCUGGUGCUGAAGGUGACACAGAAACUAACAGAUGUGCUGAUGGAGUACAGACUGAGGAGCGUAUCAGCGGGUUCAAGUCUGAACAGCAUGUCAGUGAGCUCUUCAAGUUUCUCCUCUACACCUUCCAGACUGCCAAGUAGUAGUGACCGAUACUCAAGUAGCCUCACAGGUCCAUCCAGGUACUCUGAUGGUCCAUCAAGGUAUUAUAAAUGACAAUCAGACGAUGAUGUGACACCUCAACCUUCUCAACUCUCUGUCCAGUGUGUGCAUCUGUCAUGACGUCCAAGAGUUGAAAACUUUGAUUUUAUGCUUUUAGGCAUAGUUUUUGUUGUUGUUUUUUUACUGUUGCUACACAGUAGUUUUCCUUUGUUAAAUGUUUUUGACUUCUUUAGAUUGCUGGCAGAUUUAAUUUAAUGUUUUACAUAAAAUGACAUGCAUGUUUUCAGCAGCUUUAAUUGAUCAUUUCAGCGUAUGACCAUUGUUCAAUUCCCAAUGUCCAGUUUUAUUAAAAUUGAGAAAAAAAAGAUGCUUGUUUUUUUUUUAUAAUAAAUAAACUAUUUACUUGAA